Molecule: messenger RNA, 1338 nt
Organism: Paraglomus brasilianum
Lineage: Eukaryota; Fungi; Glomeromycota; Glomeromycetes; Paraglomerales; Paraglomeraceae
Source: the annotation of a GenBank genome assembly
AUGUCUCGCUCAUUCAGAACAACACGAAGACGUUCUUCCGUAUUAGAGGAUGAUGUAACAAAAACACUGCUGGCAGCUAAAACACCUACCCCAAUUUCAAAACGCCGUGGAUCAGCCGUUUCGAUAGAAAGUCUCCAACCAUCGUCUCGCCGCAAUUCUAUAAUAAUGAUAGAUGCACCUAUACUAGCCACCGACUUUACAAACGGACAACACAAAGUACUAGAACUAACAGACACUUGCGAAUUUAUCAACGAUGUUCCGGCUGUGCUUAGUCUACCAAGUCCUCCAAAAAGUCCCGACUCUGAAAACGACGAAGACAUCGGGACAUUAUCACAACACGCUCAUCAGCGAUCAUUAUCCAUGUCUUCAGAUAAUCCAAUACCGUCAAUUGGUAAACCGACACAAAAGUUCGACUACCAUUAUGCCUACAAGCAAAGAUCAAAAAUGUCAACAAGAAAGUUGGAAAGUUUCUUUGGAGAAAAACCACCUCUCGAUAUCUGCAUGAAGGAGAUUGAGAAGGAAGGGCUAAAGGCGAUGCUCAAUUCUAAAAUACCCUUGUGUUAUUUCAUGUAUUCUUUAUUGGAAGAAUAUUCCGCAGAGAACUUGUUCUUCUUACUCGAAGUGGAACAAUACGAAUCCUUCGACUAUCUAUGUUCCAACCAGCAAUUCGCAACAGCACAACAUAUAUUCGUAACUUACCUUACACCAAAUUCACAAUUCGAAGUUAAUGUUGACGAUAAAGUACGAAAAUCAGUAAUAACUUCAAUAAAAAGUCAACAAAAUUUACGACAUUGUUUCAAUGAUGCAAAGAGAGCAGUAUUGGCCUUGCUCGAAGUUAGCUUUGCGCAAUUCAUGAGAAGCAAUGCGGCUGAUAUGAUGAAAAGAGAUAUAGGCGAAGCAACAACCCACUAUUCACCAGAAGCCAGAGACAACGCAAUCCUUCUCCUCCUUCGUUUUCUCGGCCGCCAAUCGCCUCUCUCUUCAGGUUCUGUCCCUACACCGGCACCCUCUGCUCCAUCUUCUCCAAUAACCUCGCCGACCGUCGCCAUCUCUCAACAUCGACAUCAGUUGGUGCGAACAAUGGUGUACGAGUUUGUUCGUGCGUUGCUAGACAUUGACGUCGAAACUUACUUCUCCGAAGGAAUAAGAAAUCGAUUCAAUGACCGAGGCGAAUCAAAAGGAAACUCUGUUGACAUGGGAACAUGGGAAGAGGAUAUGGAACUGUUUGGGGAAAAUGGAGUUGGGUGUGCUGGCGCAAAUGUUAAGCAUAGAAAGAGUGUCAAGGAAUUGAAUCCAUUUAAAAAGGGACAUUACCGAAACGGGCAUGGGCGGAGAUAA